This is a messenger RNA of Microdochium trichocladiopsis, 540 nucleotides long. RefSeq lists its product as uncharacterized. The transcript has a single exon. Lineage: Eukaryota; Fungi; Ascomycota; Sordariomycetes; Xylariales; Microdochiaceae. The coding region runs from base 1 to 540 and encodes 179 amino acids. The record is from RefSeq and is a predicted model, not a curated record.
AUGCAGUUCUCCCAGCUUGCUGCCUUUGUUGCUGCUGCUGCCACCAUGGUCAGCGCCAACUCCAUCAAGUUCCUCAACCAGGACGGCACCCAGCGCACUGUUUACUUCACUCCCUCGGCUGGCCAGGCUUCCAUCGACAGCGUUACCAUCUCUGGCAACAGCGAGGCCACUGUCAACUUCCCCACUGGCUGGAUUGGUAACGCCCACGCUGUCGAGGAGGGCCGUCAGAACCCCGGCUUCGGCAUGCUCGCCGAGGUGGCUUUCGACGGCUGGAUGGGCAAGACCUACUUCGAUGUCUCUGCCAUCGUCGACGCCAACGACCACAGCAAUGUCAAGAUGAUGUAUCCUGCCGGCGACUCCAGCCUCACCUCUGGUUGCGAGUCCUUCCCUUGCAACAACGCCUACUACCUGCCCGAUGACGUCCAGACGAAGGUCACCGACGAGAAGGACCUCAUCACCACUCUCGGCAACUCCCCUAUUGCCGCCCGUGAGGCCCACGUCGAGGUUGUUGCCCGCAACUUUGUUCUCGGCAAGCUCUAA